GCCUCGACCCUCUUUCUUCUACUGCAUGACAUGUUUAAGAUGGACGUAAGAUAACAAACAGAAAACUUCAUCUUACACGUUCAACGCGUAGUUUAUUCAACACCCCCAAUAUAGCGUGCAUCCCGUAUCUAAACAACAUUCCCAUCGUGUUUGCUUCACCGCUGAAACUCGUCUCCGCUUGCUGUUUAUGAAAUGAGUGACGGCCCCGGGACAGGACUCACCUGUUGGUUACAGUUUCCACCAGUCAAAAGAGUUCACACUGCUGGACAGGUUUCAACGAGGCAACCGUAGUUACGUGGCUUCGUGAAUCCACUCCCACUUCUAAGCCAACUCUGGAAAUCUGAGUCCUGGGUGGAAUGUUUUUUUUUUUCUUUUUCUGUCCCUGAAGCUCACUUCCUCCUUUAAUACCGAAGCGCUGCAGGCUGAAUGUUACUGCAUCAACAGGCGCGGUGUGUCCCCGAGCGACGAGUCGGGAAAGGGGGAGUAUAGUACACAGGGAAAGUUUUAGCAGUUUUAAUUCGGGUCAUCAUGAGCGACUUGAACGUAAACGGGGCUCUGACUCGCAGAAGAAGGGCGACUCUUACAGCGGGGCGAGCGCUGAACGGGGAUUCUGCAACGGGGACGGCGAGCCUGGUGGACGGCGACUCACGCCUCCACCACGGACAGAGGACACGGGAAUGUCCCCUGGAGCGGUCCGCCGCAAAGAGCGAGGAAAAGAAACGCAGGGGUGAAGUUGGUGACCGACUGAGCUGUCACAAGGCACAGGAGUCUCUUUUGAGUUCUGCCAGUGGUUAUAGGAACUACAGAGGAGUAAUCAACUGGUGUGUGGUGAUGCUGGUCCUGAAUAAUGCUCGUCUCUUUUUAGAAAACAUUUUAAAGUAUGGUAUUCUUGUGGACCCCAUUCAAGUGAUUUCCUUGUUUCUGAAUGACCCGUACAGCUGGCCUGCAGUGUGCUUGUUGAUUGUGUCCAAUGUGUUUAUUCUGGUGGCUCUCUACACUGAAAGGCAGCUGUCGAAGGGUUCAUUUAGUGAAUUUGCUGGAUUUCUGGCCCACUGCGUUAAUUUAACAAUCCUACUAACAUUUCCUGCUGCCAUGGUGCUGUGGGUUCCCUCCAUGACGUCAGUUGGUGGUGCAAUUGCACUUGGCAUUUACACAAUCCUCUUCCUGAAGCUGUAUUCAUAUAAGGAUGUGAACUUGUGGUGCAGGGAACUGAGCACUGCCAAGGCCAAAAAACUGUCAAGGUCACUGUCUUGUCCUUCAUCACAGCAGUUUAAAGGAGGCGAACAGAAAGUGUGCUACCCUGGCAACCUUACAAUCAAAGAUAUGUACUAUUUUGUCUUUGCUCCGACUUUGUGUUAUGAGCUCAACUUCCCUCGAUCUCCUAAAAUCCGCAUUCAGUUCUUGCUAAGGAGGCUGUUUGAGAUGCUGUUUUUCAUCCAGCUUUUGGUUUUUCUGACCCAACAGUGGAUGGUCCCCAUCAUUCAAAGUUCAAUGAAGCCUCUUGAAGACAUGGAUCUGUCCCUGAUGACUGAGAGACUUUUACGAUUAGCUGUCCCUAAUCACUUAUUAUGGCUGAUGUUUUUCUACUGGUUCUUUCACUCAUCUAUGAAUUUCACGGCCGAGCUGCUGCGCUUCGGUGACAGACGGUUUUACAAUGACUGGUGGAAUUCUGAGUCAGUGACUUAUUUCUGGCAGAACUGGAACAUUCCUGUACACAAGUGGUGUCUACGUCAUUUUUACAAGCCUCUGCUGAGAAAAGGAUUCAGUAAAAUGGUCAGCCAGUCAGCUGUCUUCUUCCUGUCAGCGUUCUUCCAUGAGUACCUGGUCAGUGUCCCCCUCAGGAUGUUCAGACUCUGGGCUUUCACAGGCAUGAUGGCACAGCUUCCAUUAGCAUGGCUUGUUGGCCGCUUCCUGCGAGGUAACUAUGGCAAUGCUGCAGUGUGGAUGUCCCUCAUCAUUGGCCAGCCAUUUGCUGUUUUGAUGUACGUCCACGACUACUACGUGAUGCACUACGGCAAUGGAGCAGACUAAUACAUACACAAACCAGUGUUGCUCGGACAUCGUUUUUUUUUUUCCUGAUCUCCUCCUUGUGACUCUCCUGGAUGAACAAACACAUAAACGGUACUAAUACACAGCAGUGAACUAAUAUCACAGGCUACAUCUCAGGAUAAUCUCAGCAGAGUUUUUUUUUAAUGAUCAUGUCAUGUUUACGUAAAACGUCUUGUAAAGUUUACAGAUGAUAAAGAAUUUAAUAACAUUAAAUAAAUCAUGAAGGAACACUCUAACUAUAGCAGGGCCAUAGAAGAACUGCUAACUGCAGCUUCAUACUCAGGUGAUCGGUACUUUAGUGUCUUGUUAGAACAUAUGAGUGGGGGCCAAAACCUCUAGUGUAUGCAGAACUUAUAUUUCAGUGCAGGAAGAUAUAAUUUUGUUAAUAUCUUUGUGAUGUUAAUUUGAUUCUCUGGCUUUGUAAUUACUGAGGAAAAUGUAUUUCCAUCUAUCCAUCCAUUGUAAGGAGGAAUGAUUGUAUGGGGUAGGAUUCUGUUGCCUUUCUGUUUUGGGAUUUUUUUUUUCACCAGUUUUGUAAAAUGAACAGUGCUGCAAAACCUGUUGAUUGUGAGAUUUAUAUUAUUAUUAUUUUUUUAACCAAAAGUGCCAUCUGAAAACAUGUCUAGAGUAUUCUAAAUCGUUAUUUGUUAAUCUUGUGGACUAUAUUUUUAAACCAUGUCAUAUGAAAUAAAUCUGUAAAGAAACUGGAGGGAACAUUUUAUUUCAAAUUGUUGUAUUUUUAUUCACUUAGUGGUUAUGUAGCGUAAUUUGUAAGGAGCAGAUUUGUCUAUUGGAAUGUAACGGAACUGUAAACAUACUUUUCAUGGCUUUUUUUUAAUGGAAAUCAUAUGAAAGUGAAGAUGUGCAAUGGGUUUUGAAUUUUAAGAACCUUGGAUUUAUUAAAAAGUUUUUUUUUUU
Messenger RNA from Poeciliopsis prolifica (blackstripe livebearer), 2967 nucleotides. It is a transcript of the gene dgat1b, whose product is annotated as diacylglycerol O-acyltransferase 1b. The record is from RefSeq and is a predicted model, not a curated record. NCBI's taxonomy places the organism in Eukaryota, Metazoa, Chordata, Actinopteri, Cyprinodontiformes, Poeciliidae. The transcript has 17 exons. Gene Ontology annotation, biological process: triglyceride biosynthetic process. Gene Ontology annotation, molecular function: diacylglycerol O-acyltransferase activity. The coding region runs from base 529 to 2031 and encodes 500 amino acids. Gene Ontology annotation, cellular component: endoplasmic reticulum membrane.